GAACUGUUGGAGAGAUCUGGGGCACCGAGGGAAUCGUUUGCCUUGCUCGUCGUAACAUCUGCCGUGAACGACCAUCGCUCGCCAUUCUGUGGCCGGAAAGUUGGGGGAGGAGGGCGCUGAUCUGGACGAUCGAGGCUAGUAGCCCGAACGAGAUUGAGCGGAAGUCGCUGCAUAACGGACUUGACUCGGAGCGUGGAGGAUUUGGGUUUCUGAGCCGAGAAGGUUUUUAGAGGAAGGGGAAGGUGAAGGUGAAGGUGAAGGUGUUCAGUGGUGAAUUAGGAGGGAUAUAGUGGAUUUCGCAGGUGUAGGACGGGACUCGGGCGAAAAUGGCAAAUUUGUUGAGUGAAUUGGAACGGUUCGAGCAGGAGAUGAAAGACCUAGGCUCUGAGCCUUCGUCGUCUUUGCUGCCCCCGGCUCAUCUCGUUGCUAGGGUUCCGCUCCCCCCACCACCUCCACCACCCCCUGCCAGGGGCACUCCGAGUACCAUAGUGAAUGGUACUGCAAUGCGUCCGCCACCGCCACCUCUACCCCCUCAAGCCGCUUCUGGGCGCCCUAUGCCUCCCCGACCGCCACCACCUCUAGCAGCCGGUUCUGUAAAUCUACUUCCUCCACCUCCACCCCCUGUCACACCCAAUCCAUCAAUGGCAUGGCUGAACACUUCAGCAACUGCUGCUACUGUGGUUGCUCCGCCUGUACCUGCUACUCCGGCGUCUCAGUAUACUUACUCUCAGACACCUACGAUUUUCACAUCAGCUCCGGCGACUACUCCUACCUCAGCUGCUCCUGCAAGUUCUUCGUAUUUUCCUGUUCCUUUUCAUCUGCAGCAACAGAGUCAUACGUAUCAGCCAACUCAACAGUACCAACAACAACAACAGUCGUAUCAACAAGUACCAACACAAUAUGCAGCAGCACCGCAAUCACAGUCGCAAGCUCAAGUGGCAACCAGUCAACCAGCGACAACCGGAACUACUGCCCAGCCUAGUUAUCAAUAUCAAGCUGUUUACCAAGCAGCUGCAACUCCCGCCGCGCCAGAAAUUUUUGCUAUGCCUCAACAACAACAGGCACAACAACUCUUCCAAAGAGAUGCUCAGACGAUCACUCCAGAAGCUCUUGAAAGUGUGAAGGCUGCUCUAGCUAGUGGCGAAGGUGAAAACAAGUCAGAAGCGAGAAAGCGAGCCAUUCCUCGAAAAGCCGCCGGGCAGGUUUGGGAGGAUCCCACAUUAGCCGAUUGGCCAGAGAAUGAUCAUCGACUAUUUUGUGGAGAUCUAGGUAACGAGGUUAAUGAUGAAGUUCUCACGAAAGCGUUCACAAGGUUCACGACGUUCAACAUGGCGAGAGUUGUACGGGACAAGCGUACUGGCAAGACCAAGGGCUAUGGAUUCGUCAGUUUUGCCAAUCCCUCUGAUCUAGCUCUGGCCCUGAAAGAGAUGAAUGGAAAGUACGUGGGUAAUAGACCCAUCAAACUGAGGAAAAGUACGUGGAAGGAAAGGACAGACCAGGAGGCAUUUGACAAACAAAAGAAUUCAAAGAGGCAAAAAGGGUCGAAGAAGAACAUUCUCCACAAGUAGGGCCACACUCGACUUCAUUUUCUUUUGUGGCUCUAUGCCCAAAAUCAUUUUCUCCUGGCAGUAUAAGCGUCCGUGUUCAAUAGAAGAAAUGACGAGUGCAGGAAUUCUUUCGGGUUCAGUGCCUGUACGUCGUGGCAUGUUCCUGCGGUGAUUGCUGUUUCGGUCCUUUGAAGGACUUAGUCGCGAGCAUCAACUUAGAUUUAUAUCCGGCUUAGGUAGAUUGCUGUAACGAACAUGGGGCUUGCCACUUCAGUUUGUAGAUAGAGUAGAUUACUGGGGGACAUUCAGCACUCCAGUGCUUAGUUCAUUUGCUCGUUGCGUCACUGAGCGAUUAGUUAGGUCAUUACGAAAUUUGUACAAUCUGCAUCUUGCCACUUUUACAGGCAGAGAUGUUUAGAUCAAUCAAUGAUGAUGUCAAUUUUCCAG
Molecule: messenger RNA, 1994 nt
Organism: Marchantia polymorpha subsp. ruderalis
Lineage: Eukaryota; Viridiplantae; Streptophyta; Marchantiopsida; Marchantiales; Marchantiaceae
Source: the annotation of a GenBank genome assembly